GUCUCUCGCCUUGAUCUCUUCUUCACCCCAUUACUCUUCUUCAUACUUUUCUACUUCUUCCGCUCUUACCGACGAGCCCACUUCAACAAUGUCACCGACAACGACCCGAAUGAUCCUCAACUCGCUCAUGGACGCCUCCAGAGUCAGAGCAACUGCCUCCUGUCGCCAGAUCUCUCGCCCAAGCAACGCUUUUUCAACGCUGACACUUGCAGCUACCAGGAACAACGCCAUUAAACCCGCACCCCUUCCACCUUGUCUUCCCUUUAACAGCAGUUGCCUCUCAAAGACUAUUACUCGCCACAGGCGUAUCCCAAUGGCCUCGUCUGCUGCUUCGCAUUUUCACUCUUCAGUGCCAGUUAAAGAGAGCGACAGCAGCAAGUCAGCAACACCAAAGAAACCCGAGACACGACCCUGCUGGAAGUGCUCGACACCAAUCCCCUUCAUGGCUCUCUUGUGCAGCAACCCAGACUGCAAAGUUGUCCAGCCUAUCGCCCCUGGCGCCAACUACUACGAGACCCUUGGAUUGAACCCAGAGCCAACGUUCGAUGUUGACGUCAAAACUCUGCGGAAUAAGUUCUUGAGGAUCCAGCAACAGAUCCACCCGGAUUCUUAUUCACUCAACACCAAUGGCGAUCAAAUGUAUGCACAGCAGCAAUCCUCACUUGCCAACAAGGCCUACUCAACAUUGAAGGAGCCUCUCAGCCGUGCCAACUACAUGCUAGACCUUCUUGGUGCUCCUAUCCACGAGACCGAGUCGUUAAACGCGCCAGAGCUACUGAUGGAGGUCAUGGAGGCAAGAGAGCUCUUGGAAGACGCACAGACGGAAGAGGAGGUCGAGGAUCUGAAAAAUACGAACGAUGCGCGCAUCAAGGAGACGGUCGAUGGGCUGACAAAGGCAUUUGGGGAGCAGGAUCUGGAGGCGGCAAAGACGCUUGCGAUCGAGCUGCAGUAUUGGAUCCGCAUUAAGAAUGUGAUCCGGGACUGGGCUGCUGGCAAGCCCAUUGUCGCCGAUCAUGUCUAGAGCGUGUACCAUACAUAAUAAACA
Molecule: messenger RNA, 1045 nt
Organism: Gamsiella multidivaricata
Lineage: Eukaryota; Fungi; Mortierellomycota; Mortierellomycetes; Mortierellales; Mortierellaceae
Exons: 4
Coding region: 89-1021 (310 amino acids)
Biological process (GO): [2Fe-2S] cluster assembly; protein complex oligomerization
Cellular component (GO): mitochondrion
Molecular function (GO): ATPase activator activity; protein-folding chaperone binding
Source: RefSeq, a predicted model, not a curated record